GUGCUGCAAUAUCGCGACCGAAACAACAGCAGCGACAUUCACGCCAGACGCCACGAGGCACGAUCACACCACAGCUUCACCAGCGACAGCCACUGGACCACUGAACCGCGAUGGGAGGAGGAGGCCAGCAGCAGCAGCCCGCCAAGGAGCGGAAGGAGGUGUUGAUCGAUGGCAUGCUCUACGACGUGACAUCGUUCCGUCACCCAGGCGGCUCGAUCAUCAAGUUCCUGACAAACCACGGCGAUGCGACGGACGCGUUCCACCAGUUCCACCUGCGGAGCGAGCGGGCGCAGAAGCUGCUCAAGGUGCUGCCCAAGCGCCCGGCCCCAAAGGAUGUGAUUGCGGAGCGCGGCGGCAACGGGCAGGAAGGGCUGGCCAAGGCGUUUGCCAAGCUGCACAGCGAUCUCAAGGCCGAGGGCUACUUUGACCCGUCCAUGGCGGAGGUGGCAUACCGCACGCUCGAGCUUGUGGCCAUCCACGCCCUGGGCGCCUACUUCCUCAUGACGGCGACUAACGUGUUCUCGGUCAUCGCAGGCAUCCUGUGCCUGGCCAUGGGCCAGGGCCGCUGCGGCUGGCUCAUGCACGAGGGCGGCCACUACAGCAUGACCGGCAACGUGGCCAUUGACAAGGCGUUCCAGAUUGUGCUGUACGGCGUUGGGUGCGGCAUGUCUGCCGGGUGGUGGCGCAGCCAGCACAACCGGCACCACGCCACGCCGCAGAAGCUGCAGCACGACGUUGAUCUCGAGACACUGCCCCUGGUUGCCUUCAACACCCGCAUUGCCGAGCGCACAAAGUCGCCCGCCGUGCGCGCGUGGCUGAGCAUGCAGCACAUCUUGUUCAUCCCCGUGUCCUGCCUGCUCGUCGCCCUUGGCUGGCAGCUCUUCCUGCACCCGCGCUACAUGCUGCGCACCAAGAAGAAGUUUGAGUUUAUGACGCUGUUUGUGCGCUACUACCUCCUGUUUGGCGUUGUGCUGCAGGGCUACACGUGGCCCGCGGCAAUUGCCAUCUAUCUCCUGUACAACGGCCUGAGCGCCUCGUACAUCUUCACCAACUUUGCGCUGUCGCACACGCACCUGCCCGUGACCAACCCGGACGAGUACCUGCACUGGGUUGAGUACGCGUCCAAGCACACGACCAACAUCACCUCGAGUGCGCUGUGCGACUGGUGGAUGGCGUACCUCAACUACCAGAUUGAGCACCACCUCUUCCCCUCCAUGCCGCAGUUCCGCCACCCGAAGAUUGCCGGCCGCGUGCGCAAGCUGUUUGAGGACCACGGUCUCGUGUACGACGUGCGCGACUACUUUGCCUGCCUCGACGACACCCUGUCCAACCUCGCCCGCGUCGGCAACCCAGACAAGGCCAAGUAACACUCAACCAGACAACAGCAUGUGGUGGUGGUGGUGGUAGGGGUCAUAGCAGUAGCAGAUUGAUGGGUUGGAAUCUGGUGUGUGCAUUGGUGUGUGUGUGUGUGUGUGUUGACCGUGUUGUGCUUUCGCUCCGUUCCUCCUGAUUCCUUUUUCCUUUCCCACACGCGGCACCUUUCAUCUGGCUGGCGCAUGUGGCAUUCAUUCUUUUUCUGAUGUGUCAUGAGUUGUCUUCCAACCUCUUCCUUCACGUUCCAUGCGCUGGUGGGGUUGAACUACAUACAUACAACAAUCAAACCAC
Molecule: messenger RNA, 1665 nt
Organism: Salpingoeca rosetta
Lineage: Eukaryota; Choanoflagellata; Craspedida; Salpingoecidae
Product: delta-5 desaturase
Exons: 2
Coding region: 111-1367 (418 amino acids)
Biological process (GO): lipid metabolic process
Cellular component (GO): membrane
Molecular function (GO): oxidoreductase activity, acting on paired donors, with oxidation of a pair of donors resulting in the reduction of molecular oxygen to two molecules of water
Source: RefSeq, a predicted model, not a curated record